Molecule: messenger RNA, 969 nt
Organism: Botrytis fragariae
Lineage: Eukaryota; Fungi; Ascomycota; Leotiomycetes; Helotiales; Sclerotiniaceae
Product: putative cytoskeleton-associated protein
Exons: 2
Coding region: 1-969 (322 amino acids)
Source: RefSeq, a predicted model, not a curated record
AUGGCGAUGCUAUCGCCGGUAGGACAGGAGCGAUUGUUAUUCUUAGGGCUGGGAAUUACAACUUGUGCUGUUUUGGCCUUUGUGCGUCAUCGCCUUGUUCAUUUUCGGGAAGCUGCCACAAUUCCACCUCCCGAGAGCAAAUCGCAUUUCAUCGACCAGAAGACUGAAGAUUCUUUAAACCUCAGUACAUUGGAGAAGUUGAUCAAGAAUCCAAACUACGGAAUUCAAGAGACUGCGUCGAUCAUUGUCUGCGAACGUGCUCUGCACAAUGAAUACGCCAUUAACAGCCUACUUCAUGAAAUUAGUCAACCAGAAUACGGCAAACGAGCGAUAGCAGUUCGAGCAUUUAUCUUGAUUGUGAACAAUUCGACUGUCAAACGCAUACACAAGCCCGAAACAUAUGAAGCAUUGGUCACAAGCUUGGAAUAUUCUGUUGAGGAUUACGUACACCAUGAAUACGACCCAGAUUGGGAUAACUGGCCCCUUCGCGACACAGCGGAAAAAAGCUGCCUCAUGAUUAUAUACGAAUUGAUUUACAAAUACGGUGUUCAGGAACUUCUAAACGCUGGGUUUAUAGAACGUUGGUUGGUGAAAGAGCCUUGGGGUGUAACCACAGAGGAACGUUCAAUUAAUUUUAUGGACUCACUCAACAAAGAGAAGAGCUUGAAUCGAGUGAUUGUGCCACUGUUUCAUGACGAAAGGGGCAGGAAAAUGUUAGAGGGAGCGAAACUUCUACCCGCAAGUCCUGAUUCAGCUGCAAGGCACCUUGCGAUGGAUGAGAUUGAGGAUCAAGACAUGGAGGAUUUCGAUAGCAAUUAUGCCGAGAGAAGGCCAAGGGAUCAGACUACGGCAGAAGAUUAUCUCAGAAGACGCCAUAGGGAGGCCAUGGUUCUGAACGAUGGCACAAGGCCCUUCGAAAGAGGCGACAUUUAUGAAAAUCAACAAAGACCUAGGGGGUCUAUGGAAUGA